Arachis duranensis is the source of this 2180-nucleotide messenger RNA. Its product is annotated as chaperone protein ClpB3, chloroplastic. The record is from RefSeq and is a predicted model, not a curated record. Gene Ontology annotation, cellular component: cytoplasm. Gene Ontology annotation, molecular function: ATP hydrolysis activity; ATP binding. The coding region runs from base 254 to 2092 and encodes 612 amino acids. The transcript is spliced from 7 exons. Gene Ontology annotation, biological process: cellular response to heat. Lineage: Eukaryota; Viridiplantae; Streptophyta; Magnoliopsida; Fabales; Fabaceae.
GCAUAGUAUAUACAGAGAUAAGAGAAGACUUCGAGAAAUUAAGAAUGUAACAAAACCCCUGAAUGUUGCUAGUGGAAAUGAAUUUCUAGUGGCAACAAAUUAAAAUAUAACGAAGACGACUUAUUAUUAUACGGAGUCUUUGUUUAUAUGGAGAAAAUUCUGUGAACUGGGGCAGAAGAACCUUACAUGAGGAAAAGCUAUAACCAAUCGCAAAGGAUCAGAACAUAAAAGAACCUGCUGUGAGGAAGGAAGCAUGGAUUCUUCAUCAGCCUUAGAGAAAUAUGGGAAAGAUUUAACAAAGUUGGCCAAAGAUAAAAAACUUGAUCCAGUCGUAGGAAGAGAAAAUGAAAUUCAGAGUUGCAUACAGAUCCUCUCGAGGAGAACUAAGAACAAUCCUGUGCUUAUUGGUGAGCAUGGUGUUGGAAAAACUGCAAUUGCUGCAGGAAUUGCUUGGAGAAUUGCUGAGGGAGAUGAUAUUUUCUUUGAUAAACGGCUUAUAUCCCUAGAUGUGGGUGCACUUGACGCUGAACCAAAAAAGUUUGAGCAAGGGAUGAAUGCAAUUAUCGACGAAGUAACUAAAUCUAAUGGCGAGAUUAUGCUUUUCGUUGAUGACAUCCACAAGAUUGUUACGGAAGAUCUGUUAAGGAGAAGUAUUUCUCGGGGAGAGCUGCGGUGUAUAGGGGCGACAACAAUGGACGAGUAUCAUAAGCACAUUGAGAAAGAUCCCACAUUAGCCCGUUCAUUUACUCCGGUUUAUGUUGACGAACCCUCUAUUGAAGAAACCAUUUCGAUAUUAGAGGGAUUGCGACCAAAAUAUGAGCAGCAUCACCGAGUCCGCAUUUCUAAACGUGCACUUAAGAAAGCUGCACUGCUAUCAGAUCAACACAUAAUUGGAAAAUUUUUACCUGCCAAAGCUAUUGAACUGAUUGAUGAUACAGCUUCUGCGAAAGUAGUGAAUAUGCAAGCGGUUUCUAAACAUGUUGGGAGUGAUAAGAGCAAGUUGAUCCCGGAGUCAGAAACGGAGAGCAGCAGCGAUGAAGUAACAGACGACAAUAUUGUUGAAGUUGUCAGCAAAAAGACCAAAAUACCCGAGUGGAAGCUGAAACAGUCAGAGGAGGAGAAGCUGUUGCAUUUGGAGGAGGAGCUGCGUAAGCGAGUGGUAGGACAAGGACGUGCUGUGGAGGCAGUAGUUAAAGCUGUGCAACGCUCAAGAGUAGGUCUUGGAAACCAAAAGCGUCCCACAGCAAGCUUCUUGUUUAUGGGACCCAUGGGAGUUGGAAAGACCAAGCUAGCUAAGGCACUUGCUUAUUUGUUGUUCAACACAGAGGAAGCAUUGGUGCGCUUCGAUAUGAGUGCGUACAAGGAAAAGCAGGCAGUAUCACGCUUGAUAGGGUCUCCACCUGACGAAGGAGGGCUGCUCACUGAAGCCGUUCGAUGCAGACCGUAUUCAGUUAUUCUGUUUGAUGAGAUCGAGAAGGCACAUCCGGAGCUUCUAGACGAAGUCUUGCUUCCCAUAUUGGAUGAAGGUAAAAUAAAGGACGCAGCAGGUCGCUUGGUCAACUUCACCAAUACUGUCAUCAUUAUGACCUCAAAUGCUGGAUCAAAGCUCGUCCUCGAAGACGCCGAUAAUAUAACGAAUAAACUGCCAUACCAAGAGCUGAAAGAGAAAGUAAUAUCCGAGCUUCAACAACCUGAGCUCAUAAAUCGAGUUGAUGAAUCUGUUGUUUUCCAGCCUCUUGACACUGACCAAAUAAUUAGCAUAGUCAAGUUAAAGGUUAAUGAUCUCUCACGGAAGAUGGAACAAGAUAAAGGGAUGAAAAUCCAGGUGAUGGAAGAUGCUUUAAAACUUCUUGGUCGCUGGGGGCGUGACCUGAACUAUGGUGCAUGGCCGGUGAAGCGAGUAAUUCAGAAGAAAGUGGAGGAUGAACUUGCCAAGGGCAUUCUUGUAGAAAAAUUUAAGCAGGGAGACACAAUAGUAAUAGACGCAGUACCAUCCUCUUCCUCAACCUCUUCCCGAGAGCUUUCUUUUACCAAGCCUCAGAAAGAUAAAUCAUCUACGAGUAAUGUUUUUCCGUUCACAUUAGUAGCGUAGUCUGCCAAAGGUUCAGAAGUUUUAUAUCUUUGAGGAUAACAAAAAGCUGUCACGUAUUAUUGCUUUUGAAAAAUGUUAUUUGUUUAUU